Molecule: messenger RNA, 2606 nt
Organism: Castor canadensis (American beaver)
Lineage: Eukaryota; Metazoa; Chordata; Mammalia; Rodentia; Castoridae
Source: RefSeq, a predicted model, not a curated record
GAGCUUGCGAGCGAGCGAGCGAGCGAGCGAGCGGCGGGAUUAGCAGCCGGCGCCCUCACUUCCGCGUCCCGCCGCCCUGCGGCCCGCGCGCGCCAGCCACCGCCGCCAUCGGACAAUGGGCCGCUCGUCCCGGCGGCCGUGAACUUCCUAGCGCGGCCGCCCUGCGCUCCGCGUCGCCCAGGAUCGCAGCCCCGGGCCCCGCGGAGGAAGCGGGCUCACGUCCCCGCCUCGGCCGCCGCUCGGCUCCCGCCGCAUCCGGCCUCCGCGCGCUCCUGUCCCGCCCAGCCAGCGUCACCCCGGCCCCACUCCAGCCGCCGCCUGUCGUGGGUUUCCGAGUCCGGUUGCUUGAGGUGGAUGUGAUUUUUUUCUGUUCUUUAAGAAACAAUCUCUCGUGUUUCUUUUUGCCGAUCCUUCUCCUUUUGUGAAUUGCACUAGAGAACUCUUCAGAGCAGGGCUAAGCGCCACCAGCUGUCCCCACGUGGACGCUCCUGAGGGGGGGGAAGCAAACUUGUUCCAGCUGGCCUGGAAGCUACCUUCACUUUGUCGGGAUAGAAAGCCCUGGAAUCAUGACCCUUACGCUGUGCAGGUGGAAGUCUUUACCUGUCCUGGGCUGGACUUGAACUGAUGCUUCCCCAGCAUCCUACCGCCCCUAAGCUCACUCCUGGUGCCUGGGCCUGGCCCCAUACGGGUCAGCAACAUGGAUAAGUAUGAUGACUUGGGCCUGGAGGCCAGUAAAUUCAUAGAGGACCUGAACUUGUAUGAAGCCUCUAAGGAUGGGCUCUUCCGAGUGGACAAGGGUACAGGCAACAAGCCGGAGUUCGAAGAAACUCGCAGGGUGUUUGCUACAAAGAUGGCCAAAAUCCACCUCCAACAGCAGCAGCAGCUCCUGCAGGAAGAGACCCUGCCCAGAGGGAGCAGAGGUCCUGUCAAUGGGGGAAGCCGCCUGGGCCCACAGGCCCACCGGGACACUAGUGUGAGCAGCAAGCUGGCUGUGGACAGUGCUGGCAAGCCCCCUCUGGCUGCCCCAACAGUGGCACCUGGGGUCGCCACCACCAUUGUGGCUGGGCAGCCUACGUACCCUCCCCAGGAGCAGAGGGCCAGGCCGUAUGUCCACAGCACAAGGCCUGGCAGCCAGGACUGUGGCUCUAGAGAGGGUCCAGAAAGUUCUGAGAUGUCUGCUUUCCAUCCACCAGGCCCCUGCGAGGAUCCUUCCUGCCUCACUCAUGGAGACUAUUAUGACAACCUUUCUUCGGCAAGCCCAAAGUGGGGUGACAAAUCAGGAGUGUCCCCUGGCAUCGGCCUGAGUCUAGGGAGUGGGUGGCUUGAUCCCCCAGGGAGUGACCUCUCACUGCCCAAACCCUGCGGGGACCAUCGUCUGUACCAGCCACAGCUCUCUCUGAACUUCAGUCAGUCUUUUGAGAGUGGCCUCAGUGGUGACCAGGAGGGUGGUGGUGGUGGCCGCAGCAAUGAGAAGGGAGCAGGCCUUUGGUGCACUGCCUCCUCUCAGAGGGUGAGCCCUGGCCUUCCUAACCCAGGCGUGGAGAAUGGGACCCCAGCUCGGUCCAGGGGCCUGUCUGUUUCAGCACCCCUGGCCCCCAGCUGCCCUAGUCAAGGAGCUCCUCCAAGAACAAAUUUGGGACUGGGGUGUGAGGCUCCAGGUGUGAUGUCCGAGCCCACUGUGCACCCUCAGCCUCGGUGCCAGGAUGGGCCCAAAUCUUACCUUUCUAGUUCUGCCCCAUUAGCUUCCACAGCUGGCAAGGACAAUUCCCAGCCAGGUGUGGUCCCUGGACUGGGUCCCAAGCCUGGUUGCACGGACCUUGGCCCUGGUCCCAAGCUCAGCCCCACUAGCCUUGUCCACCCAGUGAUGCCCACCCCGCCUGAGUUAUCUCCUAAAGAGGGUCCUCCCAACUGGUCCCCUGACAGCACCCUGGGACCUAGGCUCCCAGGGAGCCCCAGUUCCACCCGGGUGAGACUGCCCUGCCAGACCCUCAUCUCCAGUCCUGAGCUCGGACCCUCAGCUGCAGAACUGAAAUUAGAAGCCCUCACCCAGCGUCUGGAGCGGGAGAUGGAUACCCACCCGAAGGCUGACUACUUUGGUGAGUUAGGGCUGCUGGAGUUGACCUUGGUGGGGUGAUGGUGGGGUCCCCACCAGGAAUGCCCUAGUUAUCCUCGAGUGGCAUUUUUUCUUUUGGCUUCCUGUUUGAAUCAUUUCUUCUGAUUCAGGAACUUGAAAGCAUCUUGAUCAGAAAGCGGAUCUUGUAGCUGGGAGUUACCCACUCGUGAAGGGUGAAGCAGGGUGGCACUGCUCAUGACCGCUCUCAAAAAAGGGAAAUGUGGGAUUUCAAGUGUUUUGGGUGCCACUUCUAGCCUCUCACGGUGACAGGUUCAUGGAGGACUCAAUUGGGAGUAGCUUUCUCAGGCCAGAGACCCCUGAGUGGUCAGUCUGAGCUGCCCACAGCCAUGUGUAUGAGCGUGGGUUGUGUGGCUUUUGGUACUUGGGUACAGUUGAGGCAGGUGAAUCAUGGAAGACUAGUUUAGGUUUUGGAUUUUUUUUUUUGUUACUUGGAUUUAAAAUCAGGGUCUCGUGCUUGCUAGACAGGCACUCU